Penicillium oxalicum is the source of this 2481-nucleotide messenger RNA. RefSeq names its product Golgi transport complex subunit COG4. Lineage: Eukaryota; Fungi; Ascomycota; Eurotiomycetes; Eurotiales; Aspergillaceae. The coding region runs from base 1 to 2481 and encodes 826 amino acids. The transcript has 2 exons. The record is from RefSeq and is a predicted model, not a curated record.
AUGGCGCACCCUCAAGUACCCGUUCAGCCGAACGGCCAUGCUCUGCUUCCAUUGUCAUCCGCGUCGUCGAGAUCCGUGAGCCCCGCGAUUGAAUCAACGCAGACGGAUGUCUAUAAUGCCCGCUCCGUGGCAGAGAUCAAGGCGGCAUUGUCCCGCCUCUCAAGUCAAGAAGCAUCCGUGACCGCUCGCCUCGAUGCCUUGGUCAUGUCGCAGAAGGACCUAUCUCGAGAAUUGGGUCGACUGGAUCUCAUGCGCGCUCACAUCGGCACCCAAACGAGCACCACCCGAUCGAUCAGCCACGGCAUGCUCUCCGAAGCUGCGAGUACCGCUGAGCGCAUCUCCAGCGCUGUCCGACGACUGGAUAGAGAGAAAGAGAGAGUGAAGGCGACUCUGGAAGUGGUGGAGCAGGUCGCCGAGCUCAAGGCAUGCACUUUGGGCGUGGCAGGGUCGAUGGGUGCCACACAGGAUUGGGAGACGGCGGCGAGCUAUUUGCACCGGGCGGCUCAGGUUCCUUCCGCCGUGAUCAAUGGCGCAUUCGCUGCCGAGAUGGUUCCGACGGCGGAGGUGCCAGACGCACCGAGUGUUACAUUGGACAAUGCGGCGGAGUCGCUUUGCGGACUCUUCCUCCGAGAAUUCGACAAAGCCGUGAAGGAGAAUGACGGAGCCAAGAUUACACGAUUUUUCAAGCUGUUCCCACUCAUUGGGCGCUCCGAGGUUGGACUAGAUGUGUAUGGACGCUACGUGUGCCAGGGCGUGGCUGCGCGGGCGCGCAGCAAUCUGAAUGCGGAUUACGGGUCGCAGGCUAAAGAUGGCUUUUUCUAUGCCAAUGCGUUGACCAAGCUCUUUGAACAUAUCGCUCAGAUCAUCGACGGCCAUGGCGGGUUAGUGGAGCGACACUAUGGCCCUCGCAAGAUGGGGCGAGUCAUUGAGCGACUGCAGAUUGAAGCCGACGUGCAGGGCGGGAUCAUUCUCGAUACUUGGAGUGAUGAGCGGCACGUGGAUCGCAAAUUGAUGGACGUCAAGUCGUACGCCUUUACAUUCCUGGUGCAGAGUUUCCUGCCUACGCAAAAGGCCGGACAAGUCCCUUCUUCGGGGACGACUGCGGCUGUUGACGAUGAAGGGGUCGACAUGAAGGAGAUUGACGGGAUUUUGAAUGAGAUGGCGAUCAUGCUCGGCCGCUGGUCCUUGUACUGUCGAUUUUUGGCCGAUACAUGCAAUGCACCGGAUGCUGAGCAGGAAGGAGGAGGUGACGACAAACGAUUCACUUUGCCCGAGUUUCUAAAGGAGUCAUCGCUCGCCAAGAAGAUCAACGACAAACUCAUAUCCCCAUUCAAUGCCAUGACCAAGUUCUUCUUCCGCCGCUCCGUCGAGAAGGCCUUUCAACUCGACGAGUCGCCUUCCGGGCUCACCUUGAACCUCCAACGCCCUCUCAAAGCCGAUCCACCCCACAUCACCUCCGCCGUCGACGACAUCAUGUAUAUUGUCAACAAAGUUCUACAGCAGUCUCUUGCAACCUCUCAGGAAGCCGUGGUAACUAACAUUGUCCCUACACUGUCGCGGGUGCUUGGCUCCGACUUUAUCGGUAUGACCCAGCGUAAGAUGCGAGACGAAUGUUACCCCCGUGCCCCAGCCCAAGGCGCCCAGCCACCAGAACAAACCGUCAUUGCUUUCCUCGUCCAGAUCAACAAUCUUGAUAUUGGUACGGAUUACAUUCGUCGGAUUGUCCAGAACAACACUGGGUCCAAACAGCCUCUUCCAUCCGCCGAUAGCACACAACACGAUGAGCCCAUGGAAGUGACCGAGCAUAUCCAAUCUCUGUUCCCGGCACCCUCUGCUGCACUUCGGGUCACACAAACGUUACAUUCCCUGGCCGCCUCAUUUGAGGCCAAGGUGGCCGAUCUCUACUCGGACGGCAUCCAGGUUGUCUUCAAUAACGUGAUUAAACAUCGCCUUCGGCCCAUCCUUGCCGACGCCUUCCGCGAUAUUGAGUACCAUCCAUCCGAGACCUCCGAACCCCUGCCGCAUGAUGACUUGGACGGGGUCGACGGUAGCAAAGAGCUUGUCCGACCUCGAUUCGCCACCGGCUGGAACGAGCUCCUUCUGCCGCUCGCACGGAUUUUGACUGCCCAAGCCUUUGAUCGUCUGCUCACCGUCACCGUUGCCUACCUGGCGCGACUUCUCGAAAAGCGUCUCUGGUCGUACCAGGGCCGGAUUAACGCACUGGGUGCGACCCGACUAGAGCGGGAUGUAGCCGGGAUCGUCAGUGCGGCCACGGAUGUGGGAUACGGUGCUGGUGCCGGGGCACCAGGUCGAUAUCGACACCGCGAGGCAUUUGCACGGUGUGUGCAGAUGACGCUUGUGAUGUGUAUGGACGAGGAUGAAUGGGAUGAUGUGGUCGGGGGCGGAGAAACUGGAGAGGUGGUGGACAAGUUGAGUCGGGAAGAGAGGAUUCGAGUGAGAACGAUGGUGAGGAGGGCUUGA